AUGGACAAGAAUUCGUCCCACCUCAACGGUAGCUCGCACCGUCGUCGACUUGUCAAAAAGUCAUCUCAUCAUUAUUCGCGCUCUUCCUCAGGUCUCGAUAGCGCCCACGACGCCCACUCCAUCCACAGCAAACGCAGCUCCUCGAAUAGCCUUCGGCGCACCCCCAGCGCUCCCCCACCCGUGCGACCAAACAACAACAUCGCCGGCGCCUUUGCUGCCUCAACCUCGUCUUCUCCUCGCCAUCCCUCCCAGGCUCAGCCCUCGAAUGUGUCACCGCUGCUGCAGCAGGGUCACUUCGCCGCCGCCGCCGCAGCCGUCGCACCCUCGUCUUCUUCGUCACGCCUUGCGUACCGCAACAGUCCGUCCUUACCCUCUGAGCAUCAGUUUCGCCAGCCCGCGCCCGCCCCAGAUUCCGCGCCCACUCCCGGAAAGUCAGUUCCCGACGAUUUCAUCGGCGCUCCGUUUGACGGCGCCGCCAUCCUGAGCAGCAUCGACUCGGCAUCCUACAGCCCUGCGCCCGUCGCUGCUCCUUCACCAGCUGCAUCGACUGCCAGCACCGCCACUACCGCCAUCACCACUCCACGCACAUCCAUCCCCGCCCAACCGCCAAAGUCGUCUUCAACAACCGCCGUCGUUGCUCGCGCCGCCGCACCCAUAUUCCGUGCCGUCAGUACCAACAAAACCAAACCCGCCCUUCGUUCCUCCAAAAGUGUCACGACCAUGGAUUCAGGCGUCACCCUCGUCGACAAGUCGGGCACCCGGGUCGAGUCACAGGCCGCCACGCCCAAUAGGUAUUCGGACGAGUCCGGCGGCAUCCCCUCCAAACCGCCCACCGUCCGCAAGAAGUCGGGCUUUUCUGGUUUCGUCAACAGUCUAGUGGGCUCCCAGAAGAAGCCCAUGAUUUCCGCACCAGAGAAUCCCAUUCACGUCACCCAUGUUGGCUACGACAGCUCUACUGGUCAAUUUACGGGUCUGCCAAAGGAAUGGCAACGCUUAAUCAACGAAAGCGGCAUUCCCGAAAAAGAGCGCCGCGAGAACCCCCAGACCAUGGUCGAUAUUUUGCAAUUCUAUAAAGAGACCACAGAGAGGGCCCCCGAGGAUCAGAUUCUCGAAAAAUUCGGCCACGCUGCCUCAGACAGAUCACAAUAUGCCACUCCCAACCCUUCCAACCCAACAUCGCCAACCAUGUAUCCGACCAACUACAUGGGAAGCUUUGAGAACCCCCGAGCUGCGCCUCCAGUCCCUGCCAAGGGCCAUGGCCUACCCUCGUCGAAAGACAUGGUGCCCAGCCGACCUGCACCGCGCCCUCCCGUCAGCAUGGGCAAUCGAGCCGGCCCUCCAAACGCAUAUCCUACGCCAAAGGAUUCUGGUGUCAGCAUCAUGAAUAACGAGGCAGAAAGUGGGCCCAUGCUACCCGAAGAGCAUCGCUCUCGAUCAAACUCGCGUGUUACAGGCCCUGCACCAUUCUCACCGCAACAGACCGGCUCGCCUAGUUCUGCGCAACCUACCCUUUUCCAGCAACAGCAGAUGAUUCAGCAGCAGCAUGAGCAGGCCAUGGCCCAAGCUCAAGGAGCAAUGUCUGGCCAGAUCGGACGAGCUUCUAGCAAGAGACAGCCAACUCAAACCCCGUCCCCUAUUGCUGCAGCAUACGCCCCGCGCGAAGCCAACGGAGUCCGCCAUCAGCCUGGCAUAACUCCGAACCCACAGGCACGACCUCGUCAUCGCUCCCGACAGAGCAACGGCCUCGACAUUGUCGCGGCGUUACGACGCAUUUGCACCGAGGGCGAUCCCCGCGAAAUCUUCCGGAGUCUGACCAAGAUUGGUCAAGGUGCAUCUGGUGGCGUCUACACUGGCUACGAGCGCAACACCAAUCAAUUGGUUGCCAUCAAGCAAAUGAAUCUCGAACAACAACCCAAAAAGGAUCUCAUCAUCAACGAAAUCAUUGUAAUGAAAGAGAGCUCGCACCCCAACAUUGUGAACUUUAUCGACAGUUAUCUCACUGGUGGUGAGCUCUGGGUGAUUAUGGAAUUCAUGGAGGGCGGCAGCUUGACAGAUGUCGUGACCUUCAACAUUAUGACCGAGGGGCAAAUUGCUUCAGUAUGUCGCGAAACGCUCAAGGGCCUGCAACAUCUGCAUUCCAAGGGAGUAAUUCACCGUGAUAUCAAGUCGGACAAUAUUUUGCUCUCCAACGAGGGUAAUAUCAAGCUGACUGAUUUCGGUUUCUGUGCCACCAUUAACGAGGCGCAAAACAAGCGCACGACCAUGGUCGGUACGCCUUACUGGAUGGCUCCCGAGGUGGUCACUCGCAAAGAGUACGGCCGCAAGGUUGACAUCUGGUCGCUCGGUAUCAUGGCCAUCGAAAUGAUUGAGGGCGAGCCUCCGUACCUCACCGAGUCACCGCUCCGUGCGCUUUGGCUAAUUGCAACCAACGGCACCCCACACAUCAAGAACGAGAGCAAUUUGUCAGAUGUCUUUAGAGACUUCCUGUACUUUGCUCUCAAGGUGGACCCCGAGAAGAGAGCUUCAGCACAUGAUUUACUGAGACAUGAUUUCAUGAAGCUAUGUGUCGAUCUCGGACAACUGUCGCCUCUUGUUCAAUCUGCACGAGAACAACGGGCUCACGAAAAGUUGCGCAAAGCGUGA
This is a messenger RNA of Beauveria bassiana ARSEF 2860, 2643 nucleotides long. Its product is annotated as PAK kinase. Gene Ontology annotation, molecular function: ATP binding; protein serine/threonine kinase activity. The record is from RefSeq and is a predicted model, not a curated record. NCBI's taxonomy places the organism in Eukaryota, Fungi, Ascomycota, Sordariomycetes, Hypocreales, Cordycipitaceae. Gene Ontology annotation, cellular component: cytoplasm. The transcript has 5 exons. Gene Ontology annotation, biological process: intracellular signal transduction; regulation of MAPK cascade; protein phosphorylation. The coding region runs from base 1 to 2643 and encodes 880 amino acids.